AUGGCUGAGAUAGCUGAUGCUACAUACAACGCACGAGACUUUCAAGAAAUCAUGGAAAUGGUUGAUAAGCGACUUAAUGACCAUGGAAAGAAUUGGAGACACGUAUUCAAGGCACUUACAUUAUUGGAUUAUCUAUUACAUUCUGGAUCUGAAGCAGUCAUAACUUACGCCAAAGAUAACAUCUAUGUCAUCAGAACUCUGAAAGAGUUCCAGUUCAUCGAUGAGGAAGGGAAAGAUCAAGGAGCAAAUGUACGUCAAAAAUCAAAAGAUUUGACAGCGCUUCUGAAUGAUGAAGCAAGAUUGAGAGAAGAACGAGCUGCCAGACAGGGAAUGCAAAACAGAAUCAGGGAAGAACCAACACCAAGUGGAAAUGGAAAUUACGAUGAAGAUGCUCAGCUAAGAAGGGCUUUGGAAGAGAGUAAACGAACAGCCGCUCUUGAUGAAGCCAGGAGAAGAGAGGGCAUGACGGACUUGGAAUUGCAAAGGACGCUAGAAUUACUAGCAGAACGAGAACAAAUGCAAUUAGAGCAACGAAGAAUUGCCAAUCAGUUGACCGGAGGCAGUACCUUUUCAUUUGAAAACAACAGCCCAACAGAAGAUUUCGAUCCCUUCCAACCUAAAUGGGGUGGUGGUAAAGACGUAAACCCCAUUGGGUCGACAUACAAUCCAUUCAUAUUUGAAGCUGAAGCUGGUAAAAUACGAUCACCUUCAAUGAGUACAUCCAACAGUGGCAACAAUCUUAAUAUGGUGGUUGGUAUGAAUCCUCUUCGACCACAAUUGACUGGUGAACCUAUGAGAACAACAUUCCCUGUCGAACCUCUUCGAACUCAACACACAGGCCCAUCUUCAUACGGUGUUGGUGGUGGUGGGGGAUCGCAAUUCGGAAGCGGAUUUGAUGGUGGUGUUGGUGCUAAACCGAUGCCUUAUCAGGGUAUGAAUGAUGCAAAUGCUCAGAUGGCGAAUAUGGCACGUAAUAGUUCUCAAAUAGAUCCUUUUGCCAAUCUCGCUGCUGGCCGAACCAACCCAAACAAUCAAUUUGGAAGUGGUGGCAUGGGCAUGGGAUCAUCAGGAAUGCCGCAACAAAACUAUGGUGGUGCUGGUAAUGGCUCUAUAAAUCCAUUUGGUGGAAACACCGGAAGCUCUUCAUCAGGAUUCGGUGGAGGCUCGAACUAUAAUACUAAUACUUUUGGCGGCUCAUCAGAUCCAAAUCCAUUCUCUGCUACACCUGGACCUGGUGCUAUGGUGUUGGCAUCGUCGAGUGGACCUUUUGGAAGUGGGUCGAGUGCCUUCCCAGGUCAAUCAACUCCAUUUGGUCAAUCGAAUUUUGGAGGACAGCAACAGUCCUCUGGAUAUGGAGUACCACAACAACAGCAAUCUGGAUUUGGAGGUAACACAGCACCAAAUCCAUUUGGUGGAGCCAACAACGCCUCUGCAUUUGGUGGAACGUCAUCUCAACCAUUUGGAGGCAACAACACUUCCCAACCGUUUGGUGGUGCCUCAUCACAACCUUUUGGAGGCAACACAUCUCAGCCAUUCGGUCAACAAUCAUCUCAACCGUUUGGUCAACCACAACAGCAACAGGCAGCCAAUCCAUUUGGUGGUAUGGGUAGUGGUGGCGGUGGUAUGACUACUCAACCAUUCGGUGGUGCUUCCAACAUCAAUAGUAAUAAUGCUUUUGGUCAACCGCAACAACAACAGCAAUUUGGAAAUCCGGCUUUUGGCAGCACUCCCUUUGGUCAACCUCAACAACAGCAACAGCAACCCUUUGGAAAUAAUAAUAACUUUGGUCAGCAGCCAUUUGGUACACAACCGCAACAACAACCACAACAACCAUUUGGCAAUAACACACAAUUCCAGAGGAAUCAGCUAGUAGCUGGCUCACCAGCCUUGACUACAUACGACGACGAAGACAAGUUUGAGCCUGAUAUCGACGACGAGACUAGAUACGAUUACUCCCAGAAUAGUCGUAUCCGAGCAUUCGCGAAUGGCAGUGGGAGUACCUCGCCGACUGAAGCAGAGAUACCGCGAGGAUUCCUUGCAGAGCUAGAGGACUCUGGUCAAAUCCAACGCACCUCAGAUCGAGGAAUUGGCUCCUUUGCCAAAAGAGCUAGCUCUUCUAUACCAUUGACCUCUGUCUCCUCGUCACGAUCUCGCGAGCUACUCUAUAAUUCAGAUCACCUUCCAUCAUCCCAAUUCUCAGACUUUCACACGACCUCAAACAACUCUAAUAACAGCAAUAAUUUAUUUAAUUCCUAUCUCCCUUCCACUUCUUCACGAACCUUUGAAAGACCGCCCACAUCAAGUCCUGGAUCAACCCCGCCAACGCAACCAUCACGUGUAACUAGCCCACUAUUUCGUAAGAUCUCAAACAUGUUUGGAACUGAUCAUGAUGACGAUGAUCCUACGCGUCUCAUUCAUUUAAAUGAUACGAUCAAAAAUGCUCAAAUGAAGUAUCUACAUAAUCGAGUCACUACCGCCAAGUAUAAUGUCUUGACCUUCUUGCCAAAAUUCUUGUAUGAGCAGUUUAGUAAAUCGGCCAAUUUGUUCUUUUUGUUUACUGCUUUUAUUCAGCAAAUCGGUGAUAUCUCACCUACAAACAAGGCCGGUACAGCUCUUCCAUUGAGCAUAGUCGUAUUCGCUUCAGCGGUAAAAGAAUUGAUUGAAGAUGCACGACGAACGAAAAUGGAUCAGGAAACCAACGCACGAUUAUGUAAAGUCCUGUCUGGAAACACAUUUGUAGAAAAGCCAUGGAGAGAUAUUGUUGUAGGAGAUGUUGUAAGAAUCGAAAAUGGACAGUUCUUCCCAGCUGAUUUGGUCUUGCUUUCGUCAUCUGAACCUGAAGGGCUCUGUUAUAUCGAGACUUCCAAUCUUGAUGGUGAAACCAAUCUCAAAAUCCGACAAGGUUUACAAGAAACUGCCAACAUAUUGACACCUGAACAAGUUGCUCGUAUGGAUGGUAUGAUCAAAUCAGAACAACCUAACCGGUCAUUGUAUACUUAUGAGGGUACUUUACGACUUGGUCAUGACGAGUUACCGUUGGAGCCUCUUCAGCUCUUGCUCAGAGGUGCCAUGUUGAGAAAUACUCGAUGGGUGUAUGCCGUUGUCGUAUUCACAGGUCAUGAAACGAAAUUGAUGAAAAACGCCACAUCUACUCCUACCAAAACGACAAAAGUAGAACGAAUGGUCAACAUACAAAUUCUGUACCUGUUUUUCAUUCUGUUGGCCAUGUCAGUGUUGUGUGCUUUGGGAACCUUGAUUCGAACGUACAAUUCACCUUGGGAAAGGGAAAUUUUACUCCUGUCUACUGAUGGUGCUCUUGGUCAGUUCUUCCUGAACAUUUUGACCUUUAUGAUUCUAUUCAACAAUUUGAUUCCACUCAGUUUGAUUGUAACCAUGGAAUUCGUCAAAUAUUUCUUGGGAACACUUAUAAAUGCCGAUUUGGACAUGUAUUAUGAAGUCAAUGAUACUCCAGCAACAGCUAGAACCUCAUCACUUGUCGAAGAAUUGGGUCAAAUUGACUACGUAUUUUCAGAUAAGACUGGCACCUUGACCUGCAACAUUAUGGAAUUCCGCAUGUGUAGUAUUGGUGGUAUUGCCUACUCAGACUCGGUACCUGAAGAUAAGAAGCCUCGCAUUGAUGAGAAUGGUCAAGAAGUGGGCUAUUAUGACUUUAAGAGACUGCAAGACAAUCGAAAGAAUGGAUCGCCUCAAGUCAGAGAAAUGCUACACGAGUUCUUGUGUCUCUUGUCUGUCUGUCAUACAGUUAUUCCAGAAACUAGUGAAGAUGAACCUGGUAAAAUCGUCUAUCAAGCUUCGUCACCUGAUGAAGGUGCUCUAGUUAAAGGUGCUGAGAUGCUAGGAUAUAUCUUCACCACUCGUAAACCCAAAACCGUGACAAUCGUUGUGGAUGGUCGAGAACAAGAAUGGGAAAUUCUCAAUAUCUGUGAAUUCAAUUCUACUCGUAAACGAAUGUCUGCUGUAGUCCGAGGACCAGAUGGUCGUGUCAAACUAUAUGUUAAAGGAGCUGAUACGGUCAUCUUAGAACGUUUAUCUCCUCUCGACAAUUUAUUCGUAGAACGUACCACCAGCCACCUAGAAGAUUAUGCUACAGAAGGGUUACGAACCUUGUGUAUUGCAUACCGUGAUAUUCCCGAAGAAGAAUAUCAACAAUGGACAUCAGUGUAUAAUAAAGCAGCUACAACCAUCAACAAUCGGUCAGCAGAACUCGACAAGGCUGCUGAAUUGAUUGAAAACAACUUGAUACUUCUCGGUGCUACAGCUAUCGAAGAUAAAUUACAAGAUGGUGUACCUGAUACAAUUCAUACUCUGAUGACUGCUGGUAUCAAAGUAUGGGUUUUGACUGGUGAUCGACAAGAAACCGCCAUCAACAUUGGAUACUCUUGUAAAUUGAUUACUGAAGAAAUGUCGCUGAUAAUAUGUAACGAGACAACGCACUUCGAGACGAAGGAUUUUCUACAAAAGAAAUUAGCUGCUGUUCAAGGUGGUUUACAAGGUACAGGUAACGAAAAUCCCUUUGAACAAGAGAGUGGAACUCCAUUGCUACCCUUCUGGCCAUUUAAGAAGAGGCGUGAGAAGUUGGAUAAACCUGAAUUCUCUACUGAAGUUGAGCCUCUUGCAUUAAUAAUUGAUGGAAAAACUCUUGAUUUCGCCCUGGAACGUGACAUUGAACUCAUCUUCUUGCAACUGGCCACACUCUGUAAAGCGGUCAUCUGUUGUCGAGUAUCACCAUUGCAAAAAGCCCUUGUAGUCAAACUAGUAAAGAAGAAUGUCAAUCGAGCUGUAACACUAGCAAUUGGUGAUGGUGCCAAUGAUGUCGGAAUGAUACAAGCAGCACAUGUAGGAGUAGGUAUAUCUGGUAUGGAAGGUCUACAAGCAGCCCGAUCAGCGGAUUUCGCUAUUGCCCAAUUCCGAUUCCUUCGUAAAUUGCUGCUUGUGCAUGGUGGAUGGGCGUAUAGUCGAAUGUCGAAACUGAUUCUGUACAGUUUCUACAAAAACAUCACGUUGUAUCUCAUUCAGUUGUGGUUUGCUUUUGAUAAUGCAUUCUCUGGACAGACCUUGUUUGAAUCAUGGACACUGGCUGCUUAUAACGUAGCAUUCGCUCUCUUCCAGCCUGUAGCUAUUGGUAUCUUUGACCAAUAUGUGUCAGCUCGUAUGUUGGAUCGAUACCCUCAGAUGUAUCAAUUGGGUCAGCGUGAAGUGUUUUACAACGAUAAAGCAUUCUUUGCAUGGCUAGCCAACUCAUUCUUCCAUUCCUUAUUCAUGUAUUACAUGAUUCGAGGGAUUUAUGGAGAGGGCACCAUUGAGCCAUAUGGUCUCCUGGGUGACAACUGGGUGUUUGGAGAGACUGUCUACACCGUAGUGUUGAUUACCAUUACUAUGAAGGCAGCUAUAGUGACGGAUCUAUGGGUCAAAUUUACUUAUAUUGCUAUAUUUGGAAGUAUUGCCUUGUGGUUUGUUCUCUUCCCUGUAUGGUCUGUUGUCGGACCAAUGCUACCUCUCUCUGCUGAGUUAUAUGGCAUCAUACCAAAGUUAUAUGGAAGUGCUGCAUUCUGGUUUAUCCUUAUACUGAUACCGUUUGCUGCUAACACGAGAGACUUCAUAUGGAAAUACUAUAAGAGAACCUACAUCCCCGAGUCAUACCACAUUGUGCAAGAGAUCCAAAAGUACAAUAUUCCAGAUUAUCGACCACGUAUGGAAUGGUUCCGUAAAGCAGUGCACAAGGUCCGUAUGAUUCAACGUCUAAAGAGGUCUCGUGGAUUUGCCUUCUCGCAGAACGAAGGUGGUCAAGAGCACUUGAUUCGUGUGUAUGAUACUACUCGAAGGAAGCCAAGAGGUUGA
This is a messenger RNA of Synchytrium microbalum, 5859 nucleotides long. RefSeq lists its product as uncharacterized. Gene Ontology annotation, molecular function: magnesium ion binding; ATPase-coupled intramembrane lipid carrier activity; ATP binding. The transcript has 25 exons. Gene Ontology annotation, biological process: post-Golgi vesicle-mediated transport; intracellular protein transport; phospholipid translocation. NCBI's taxonomy places the organism in Eukaryota, Fungi, Chytridiomycota, Chytridiomycetes, Synchytriales, Synchytriaceae. The record is from RefSeq and is a predicted model, not a curated record. Gene Ontology annotation, cellular component: plasma membrane. The coding region runs from base 1 to 5859 and encodes 1952 amino acids.